Triticum turgidum subsp. durum (durum wheat) is the source of this 681-nucleotide messenger RNA. Lineage: Eukaryota; Viridiplantae; Streptophyta; Magnoliopsida; Poales; Poaceae. The record is from the annotation of a GenBank genome assembly.
AUGACCCAAAGGAUGCUGCGGUGUGUGUACACCCAGCGGCGGUGGGCGCACCGCCGGGGCGGCUUCGUCACCGGCGGCACCGGAUGGUCGCAGAAGGCCCGCCCGGCCGCCGUGAUGGGCGCGAAGAAGUCGGAGUGGUGGGCGGUGGACGGCGAGCUGCACGAGAUCGGGGAGGGCGUGCCGCACCGCGAGCGCUUCGCCAUCCCGCGCGACAACCUCCCGAACCGCCGCCGCAAGCAGAUGCGCGAGCAGUUCAUGCGCCGCACGCGUCUCGUCCUCAAGGACUCGGAACAUGAAACUUGGUGCAAAAAAUAUAUGGAACUGUACCAAGAACUUAGAGAGAACUGGGAACGGUUGUACUGGGAUGAAGGUUAUUCAAAAAAGAUUGCCGAAGAUCGCGCUAAUUAUGACUCUGCUGAAGAAGAUGAUCUAGACUUCUCACCAUACAGCAGGAGAAGGAGCUCCAGUGUAGAGCCAAACAAGGACCUUGGUUCUGGGGAAAGCAAACAGGGUGAAACAUGGGAAAGGGUUACUCAAAUUCGUGACAAGUUUGAGUAUGACAGAGAAAGGAGAAUGAGAGAGCGAGCGUUUGCUCCCAUGAAUAUGGAAAACAAUUUUGGCCAGCAGAACUGGAAAAGGCCAGAAGCCAGGACGAAUCAGGGUUUCCCUCGACAAACUUAG